This is a messenger RNA of Bactrocera dorsalis (oriental fruit fly), 1739 nucleotides long. Its product is annotated as leucine-rich repeat protein SHOC-2. The record is from RefSeq and is a predicted model, not a curated record. The transcript is spliced from 7 exons. Lineage: Eukaryota; Metazoa; Arthropoda; Insecta; Diptera; Tephritidae. The coding region runs from base 513 to 1610 and encodes 365 amino acids. Gene Ontology annotation, molecular function: protein binding.
CAGUCAAAUAGCGGUGGCAUGCAAAUGCAUUUUAUAUAAGUCUGAAAAAUUAAAUAAAAAUAUUUUUUACAAAUAAAAAAAACAAAAAUCGAGUUUAAAUCGUAAACGGAGUUGAUAAAAUAGUUUGCUUCUUUGCUGUGUGUCCCACUGUAUGCUGAGGCGUAUGAGGAACAUUUUCCGCAGCCGCAAAUAUCGGUAGUCCGCACGAAGCUUAAGCUGUGAUAUAAUUUAACAAAAUUGAAGGAAGUGUAGUUUUUAGUGCAAAAAUUAAUUCACAAAAAAUUUAGUGUUGUGCAAAUUUUAUAAUCAGCUGACACUAGUGAGUACAAAUAGUGAUCUUGAGCGCUCCAGCAAACGCCAUAACGCACAGCAAACCGCUUUGCCAACGCCAGCAAAGUGUUACUACUUAACGGUUCUGCAACUCGCACGCUUUGCCCUUCAGUGGCCUUAACAGUACGAAAAUUGCUCAAGAAAAGGCGCGUCUGCCCUUUCCGAUUCCACGGUACACCACCAUGAAUAAGACCACACUCCACUGGAGUUAUCUGAACUUCAAGGAUGUGCCAAUGGAUCUCUACCUCUAUGAAGAUCUCGAAGAGGUGUACCUGAAGGAGAAUUUCAUCACCACAAUUCCCAAAUGGCUGCUGAAUGUUACGACGCUAAAGUUCAUCCACUUGGCUGGCAAUAAUUUGAGCGCGAUACCUGAGGAGAUGUAUCUUUUGGAAAAUCUGGAGUUUCUCGAUGUCUCAAACAAUCAAAUACGUGAACUUCCGAAGACUAUUGGACUGAUGGACCGCUUACAACGCUUAAAUGUGAGUGGCAACGAGCUGACCGAGCUGCCCGCUGAAAUUGGUGCGCUAAAACAACUCGAAGAGCUCAACAUAUCCAAGAAUCAUCUUCAACGACUGCCAAUACAGCUAAGCGAAUGUCAGCGCCUAAACGUGCUAAACCUCAGUGACAAUGUCAACAUCUGGCAUAUACCCGAGCGAAUCUCCAACCUGCCAUCACUACAAUCGCUGUCAGCGGAUCGUUGCGCACUUUUUUACCUGCCAGUGGCACUUUCUAAGUUCGUAAAUCACGUCCGCAUAUUUCACAACACAUCCAUUACUCAUGUGCCCAUGAUCUAUGAGAAGCCCUUCCAAACUUUCUAUGAUAAUCGCGCAAAAGUAACACCCCCUGCUGUGACACACGACAGUUUCUUUUGGGUGCUGGAAAAGGAGACCAAUACUAGACUACUACUGCCCUUCGGCACACGUCGCAUCUUUUGUGUGCCCUCGCUAGACAAUCAAGUCACACUUUACGACGAUUGUCUAAGGGCAGUGCAGUACCUGAGUCGCUACAUGCCAUUAUGGGAGAAUGUGGCGCUUAAGCAAAUGCUACCGGAGAAGUUUAUCUACAAUCAUAUCGUGAAUGGACCGACCGCCCGUUGUACAGUGCUGAAUUGUUCCAAUCCCUUGUAUACCACCUACUAUUUCAUGGCUGUGAAGCGGCGUGGCAGCUCGUCGAAACAAAUUUUCACCUGUUACUUUUGUUCGAAUCACUGUGCGAAUUUGUGGCUGUUGGCGAAUGGCAAGAAAUACUAUCAGCUGGAGUGGGAGGUGUGUGAGGAUUAAUGUAUUAGCAGCGUUACCGCUCAAAUCUUGAAAACACUGAUGUACAUAUAAUGGUCGAGAAAUUAAUAUAGUUUAAUUAGUAAACGGCUAAGAAAAUAAAUUUAAGUAGACGAAAUCAAUUUGUAAACC